Messenger RNA from Colletotrichum phormii, 1282 nucleotides. RefSeq lists its product as uncharacterized. The transcript is spliced from 5 exons. The record is from RefSeq and is a predicted model, not a curated record. NCBI's taxonomy places the organism in Eukaryota, Fungi, Ascomycota, Sordariomycetes, Glomerellales, Glomerellaceae. The coding region runs from base 276 to 1091 and encodes 271 amino acids.
AGACUGUAUUUGGACAUGAAUCCCAUGAGAGCGCUGACAUGACAGACUAAAAUCUGAUCGGCUGAUUCUAGAGAUAGACAUUGAUUGGAUUCACAAAGUCCCUUGUAAGUUUCUGGACUUGGAUCACCUUGGGCUACGGCAUACCAAGGAAGAUCAUUAUCACCAAAGUACUUAUGGUCAUCCCUCCUCCCCCCCCGGGGCAAUGAAGGCAAUGUCUUCCAUCACGUACGGUGCACCUACAACUCUCCCUCCAUCGCCGUUUCAUAACCUCCAUCAUGGACCGCGCAAGUCUCAUCGCCACACUCGCCUCGGCAAAACAAAACUUGAAACGACCGAUCAUAACCCUCGCAAACUGCGACAACGCAUGGCUCAUCUCCAUUCCCAAACCUGCUGGGGCGGCCGACCCUUGGCUCUUUGGCGUCAACGAUGUCCUCAUCAGCUACUUCCUGCGACUAUCACUCAAGGAAAAGAGGACGACUCUCGAUGCGGUGACCGUCACCCAUACCAAUCCGGAUCACCUGCAUCAACCGACCCUGCGAACCUUCGAUCAAUCACUGAAAGUCUUUGCCGUACAGGACGCCGCAGCCACCAUCUCUGCAAUGAAGCAUUUCGAUAAUGUCCAUGUCCUCCCGGACUUUGUACGCGAUCAGGCGUGGCCGGCUACGCCCGAGAUGCCCGACUGGUUGUCCAUCUUCCGGCUCGAAGACGAGACCAAGAAGUACCCGAACUUGUAUCACGCAAUCGUUAUCAAGAUUGCAGCUGCGGGUGGAAAAGACGAAGUCUUCCUGUACUGCCCGCACGGGGUAGACCCCAGCAUCGUAGAAGCCGCCAUGGAGAUGAACCCCGACGCAAGUGUCCUUGCAAUGACGCACCCAAUCAACGAGGCUGCUGGCGUUGGAAUGAAGUCCAAGGGGUACUGGAUUCAUUGCCAAGAAAAAAUCCAAUACACAGGAUUCUUGACUUGGUUCUUCGACUAUGGAGACAAGACGUUGGAAAUAGGCUUAGAGGAAGAAGCCAAGGAAACCGAAGAGGAGCUACCUAGGCCCAACUAUGUGACGAUUUUGAACGGCGCAGGAUUUGUUUUGGCAUGAUAGGGUUGCGUGAAUGAGAUGAGGUCGGAGGUUGGCAGGUCGUCUUUGCGAAAAGUCUCUAGUGUUUGAAGCUUCAUCCCGCAAGCAACCACUUCGUAUCGGACUUUCCAAACACGCCAAACGAAGCACAAAUGAUUAGAAAGUAGAUACAAAAGAAAAAAAGAGAAAAAUUGGCUUCAACACGAGGCAGG